AUGGUCCACUCUAGCCCCCCCUUCCGUGCCGAACACCUUGGCUCCCUCCUCAGGCCCGCUACCCUCCUCGAAGCCCGCGCCAACCAAGAGGCUGGCAAAAUCACUGCUGCCGAGUUGAGCCAGGUGGAGGAUGAAGCCGUGAAGGCUACCGUCGACAUGCAGAAGGAGCUCGGGUUCAGCCCCGUCACUGACGGAGAGUACAGGCGAGGUGUCUUCUGGGGAUCCUUCUUCCAGGAGCUCGAGGGCAUGACUGAGGUCCAGAACCCUCCUCUCGACAUCUUUAGGACCUAUGUUCCCGACAUUGCCGGUUUCCUCGAGAAGGGCGACAGGCCCGGACAGAGCUGUCUCUGUACUGGCAAGAUCAAGCACACCGGCAAGAGCACACUCAUCGACGAGUUUUCUUUCACCAAAAGUCAGGUGCCUGCUGAGCGGGCAGGCGAUGUCAAGCUCACAAUGAUCAGCCCGGUCUGGUACCACCUUCGGUACAGAGAAGGAAAGGCCUACCCUGCCGACGUCUACGCCAAUGACGAGGAGUACUUUGCCGACAUCGCCAAGGCUUAUCGAGCUGAGCUCGACAUCUUGUACGAGGCUGGUGUCAGGAACGUGCAGAUCGACGACCCCAACUUUGCUUACUUUUGCUCCGAGAAGAUGAUUGAAGGCUGGAACGCGGACAAGACCAACAAGCGCACCCUUGAUGAGCUCCUUGAUGUGUACAUCAAGUGCUACAACGACGCCAUCGGACAGCACAAGGACAAGAUCCACUUUGGCCUUCACAUCUGCCGAGGCAACUUCCGUGGUUCCAGACAUUUCUCCGAAGGUGGUUACGACCUCAUCGCCACCAAGCUCUUCAAGGAGCUCGACGUCUCCACCUACUACCUCGAGUACGACACCCCCCGUGCCGGCUCUUUCGCUCCCCUCGCCCACCUCCCCGCCGACAAGAAUGUCAUUCUCGGUGUCAUCACUUCGAAAUUCCCCGAGCUCGAGGACAAGGAGGAGAUGAAGAACAGGGUGUUUGAGGCUGCGGAUGUGAUGGCGAAGGGUGUGGGACAGACGAGGGAGCAGGCAUUGGAGAGGGUCGGCGUGAGCCCGCAGUGUGGAUUUGCGAGCCACGAGGAGGGUAAUGCCAUUAAGUGGCAGGAUAUGAAGAACAAGUUGCAGCUUGUUAGGGAAGUCGCCGACUCCAUCUGGCCCGGUCAGGCUUAG
Molecule: messenger RNA, 1203 nt
Organism: Cryptococcus wingfieldii CBS 7118
Lineage: Eukaryota; Fungi; Basidiomycota; Tremellomycetes; Tremellales; Cryptococcaceae
Exons: 5
Coding region: 1-1203 (400 amino acids)
Molecular function (GO): zinc ion binding; 5-methyltetrahydropteroyltriglutamate-homocysteine S-methyltransferase activity
Source: RefSeq, a predicted model, not a curated record